AUGGAGAGUGUGCGUGAGCUCCAGAACCCCCUCUUGGCCAAGGCCAAUGGGCACCUUCACGGCAGCUAUUCUUACCACCAGCAUCACAGCCAGGACUACCCCAGUCAUCGAUGCCAGGGGAAACUGUACUCCUACAUCUUCCAAAACACUGGCAGUGCCAGGACUCACCAGCUGCUGGAUGCUAGUUCUCUGCAGCUGGCUGUUGAAGCUUUAUAUGGGCCAAAUUUCAUCCUUGUGAAGGAUGAGAGCACUCUGAAGGCCAAGGACAGCAAGACAGAAAGCUGUGAGACCACUUUUAUGGAAAGCAAAGAGGCCACAUCUGAAGGUCCUGACGGGUGCGAUGCACAAGGGUCAUGCCUGGUAGAGAGCGACAUCCGCAUCCAGACUGUGUCUUACGAGGUGGAGGAGGAGGAACUCCAGGAAUACGAGAGUGACUCCUCCAGCGACAGCGAAAGCGAGGACCAUUUCCUGAUGCUUCCCCCCCGGGACCACCUGGGCCUGGCCCUGUUCUCCAUGCUGUGCUGCUUCUGGCCUCUGGGCAUCGCUGCCUUUUACUUCUCCCAAGGGACCAGUAAGGCUGUCUCCAAAGGAGAUUUCCACCUGGCCAGUUCAGCCUCUCGGCGAGCUCUCUUCCUGGCUGCGCUCUCCAUAACCAUCGGCACAGGAGUGUACGUUGGGGUUGUCGUAGCACUGAUUGCUUAUCUCUCCAAAGGGGGCCACGUAUAGCUGCCACCUACACCUCAAUGCCAUCCCCAGCAGCCAGCCCUCCUGGGA
Messenger RNA from Tinamus guttatus (white-throated tinamou), 774 nucleotides. It is a transcript of the gene SYNDIG1L, whose product is annotated as synapse differentiation inducing 1 like. Lineage: Eukaryota; Metazoa; Chordata; Aves; Tinamiformes; Tinamidae. Gene Ontology annotation, cellular component: membrane; intracellular membrane-bounded organelle. The record is from RefSeq and is a predicted model, not a curated record.